GCAUUUUCCAAAUUCAUGCGACGAAUGCAAAGGCGGGUGAGCUACACGUCAAUCUCGAUUGAAAAAAGCUGCAGCUGCUGAUUGGAACUUUGUGUACAAUUGCUGAAUUUUUAAAAUUUCACUUCUGAGACUGGUAACUCGCGAGACAAGAGUGAAGAAAAUUAAGAAAAAAAGAACAAAGUACAAUUCAUUUGCUCACCGCAGCUUUAUUUUAAGUCGACACCCACACCCACCCUUCACCCUUUAACAUGUCUUUCCUAAGUAUCCACUUCCCACGGUGGGUGUGGUCGGAGGUCUGUUUCAGAAUUUUUAUAUUCGUCAUUUUUCUAAUUACCGAAGAAUUAUCACCUUAUCAUCGUGUUAUACAACCGGAAGAGGCUUGGUUGUACAGAUUUCCAAAUAAAGUGUCUAUUGUUCCUUCUCAAUUGCUUUGGUUAAUUCUUGUCAUUGCCACCUUAACUGUGAUAGCUGUAGUUUUUGCGUAUAACAAUGAUCUCAAUCUUGCCAUUUGUGCUAUUGGAGUUCCUACACUUGCACUUCCGUUAAAUGGAAUCAUUACCAAUAUAAUUAAAGUAACCGUCGGAAGACCACGACCUGAUUAUUUGGAAAGGUGCUAUGGGCCUGAGUACUUAACUAUAACAGAGUAUACAAGACCCUGUAUCGGAGCCGCAACCUUAGUUCUUGAUGGAAGAAAAAGUUUUCCUAGCGGGCAUUCGUCAAUGAGCUUUUGCGGAUUCGGGUUCCUCUUCCUGUACAUUGCUGCUCAAUUAAAAACUUUCAGUACAGGACGUGGCCACACCCCCUCUUUUAUCUUAACGCUUAUCACAUUGCUAGCACCAACUCUGGUUGCAAUCAGCCGUUUUGAUGAUUACCACCACCACUAUCAAGACAUUAUUGUUGGUUCUCUCCUCGGUUUCUGCGUAGUUUACGCUAUAUAUCGCCAAUAUUUCCCAAGCUUGGGUGACCCCACUUGCGACAAACCAGACGUUCCUUUUUCGGGGUAUGAACAAGGUGCUGGAGAAGCUAGACUUUACGGACGGAGGACUUUGUCUUCACUAGAGAAUCCGAAUUGUAUUAAAACCGUGUAACAGAAAAACAUUUCAACUCUACAAUAACACAUGUCUCAGGAUCAGGAUAAUUUUCAACUUUUAAUGCAGGAAACCAAAGACUUUUGAAACUAUAAUGUCCGAUUAUUUUAAUAAUCCCAGAAACUAAAACAAUGCAAUUACACACAAGACUACACCCUACAUAUAUUUACAUGAAUAUUUUUAGUCAUUGCCUAAGUUAUAAACAAAAUUAGUAUUUUCAUACUUCUGUAUUUUAUUAUGUACACAUCGAUUUUACACUUCAUUCCAUAAUAAUCAUUUCCAAAGUUUUAAUAACCAAUUUAUUAUUCUAAUUUUAUCGUAUUAUGCAUUGUGAUCCAUGAAAAGAAUGCAACACGAAUUACAAUCUCAAUUACAAAUUUACCCUGAUUUAUCUUAUCAUGCACGCACGCACAGUAAUAUUCAAUUAAUUUACUGUUACUAAUUUUAUCCUAUUUAGAGCAGAAUGCAGAUCUGGAUCGUGUAAAUGUAUGUAUAUGCAUAGUAAAAAAUAAUAAAAAUAUUCACAAAUGCACGGUGCAUAAUAAACACAUACAUAGAGAAUGGUA
Messenger RNA from Folsomia candida, 1654 nucleotides. Its product is annotated as phospholipid phosphatase 5. The transcript is spliced from 6 exons. Gene Ontology annotation, molecular function: phosphatidate phosphatase activity. NCBI's taxonomy places the organism in Eukaryota, Metazoa, Arthropoda, Collembola, Entomobryomorpha, Isotomidae. The record is from RefSeq and is a predicted model, not a curated record. The coding region runs from base 249 to 1088 and encodes 279 amino acids. Gene Ontology annotation, biological process: phospholipid metabolic process.